Macrosteles quadrilineatus (aster leafhopper) is the source of this 2187-nucleotide messenger RNA. RefSeq names its product pickpocket protein 28-like. Gene Ontology annotation, cellular component: membrane. Gene Ontology annotation, molecular function: nucleic acid binding; ligand-gated sodium channel activity. Gene Ontology annotation, biological process: sodium ion transmembrane transport. The transcript has 14 exons. The record is from RefSeq and is a predicted model, not a curated record. Bases 1 to 2187 code for a protein of 728 amino acids. NCBI's taxonomy places the organism in Eukaryota, Metazoa, Arthropoda, Insecta, Hemiptera, Cicadellidae.
AUGUGGAUGAAAACCCGCCCAAGUAACCAAGACCUGCACCACUACAACACCCGUCAUGGUUCCAAAUUUGCCCUACCAGUUCACCAAACCACUCUUUGGGAGGAAAAAAAACCUUCCUACACCGGCCGCAAACUGACGAACCAUCUACCUGACUACCUGAGAGACCUGACUGGCAACAAGCUACAACAGGAGUUAAAAUGGUGGGUCCUCACGGAAGAUGUGUUCUUUCAACAUUCCCCACAAGUAAGCAUCCGGUGUUGUAAGAUCGGGGGAGUGGGCUGGGUAAGGAAAGUUUGUUCUAAGGGAGAUGAGACGGUUGCCAAAGGUUUGUCGGAGGAGAGCAAUGUUGUUAACGGCAGUUUGACUGGUUGCGCCAUCCUGCUGGAACCACUAAGAAGCAACCGCUGUCGCAAAGCAGCUAAUUUGGCAUCUAGUCAUGCUAGUGAGAGGUUUAUGCUGUACUCCGUUGUUGAUCCUGAUCUUGCACCGAGCGACUUCCACUUAUUCCCAACAAUGAAGAAGUUGCUGGCUAUGCAGCGUUUUGAUGACGACGCACAGUUACAAGAAGAGGUAACCAAGUGGUUGAAGGCGCAGGCGGCCGAAUUCUACGACGAAGGAAUUUCUAAGCUUGUCCGUCUUACAACAAAUGCCUUGAAAGGGUACUAUGUUAAAAAGAAGUAUUUAAAUGUGGCUUUCAUUUAUUCUGUUACUGUUAAUAACGGACAGGUACAAAUACCUGAGAAUAUUGGAAGUAAUAAAGAAAAAACCAUAAAUAUUUUCAGAUCGUUCUGGCUGGUUUUGUUUCUCCUAAGUAUUGCCGGCAGUGCCUACAUGAUCCGGAAAGUUUGGCAGAAAUGGCAAGAUUCCCCUGUCAUUGUGUCGUUUUCCGAAUCCUGGACGCCAGUUUGGCAAAUCCCUUUCCCUGCUGUUACAAUCUGCAGCGAGGCAAAGUCAAAAAACAAAGUUUACAACAUAACCGAAGCAAUUUAUAAGAACAUGACCGAUCCUGAUGAACAAAAGAUACUUGACGCUGUCUCACUUGUAUGUGACAACCAUGUAAACUGGAACUCUCCAAAUAUGUUCAUUGAUGAAAAUGGAAUCAACCAUAUCACCAGGGUAUCUCCCAGUUUGGAUGAUGUGCUGUUUCUUUGCCGAUGGAAGCUAGGGGCUCCCGUAAACUGUGCAGAACUUUUUGUGCCCGUUAUGACCGAAGAGGGGCAGUGUUUUUCUUUUAAUAUCCUGCACAAUUUAGAUUCCUAUAGAGAAAACUUGAUUCAAUACAGGGACUUACCUGUUGAUCAGAAGUUAGAAAAAUAUUGGAACCUUGGAGAUGGUUAUGAUAUUCGUGCUCCUUUAGAUGUGUAUCCAAAACGGGCUUUGGGUGCUGGUGCGAAAUCUGGGCUUUUCAUUGUCCUCCGCACUUACACAUGGGAUCUUGACUACUACUGUAGAGGCCCCGUGCAAGGCUAUAAGAUAAAACUACACAACCCAGCCGAGAUACCUCAGAUUGGAGAGAGUUACUUCCGAGUUCCCUUGGACAGUGAGAUAGUUCUCUCUGUAAAAGCUAACAUGAUGACCACCAGUGAAUCAUUGUUGAAUUACAGCCCAAACAAACGACAAUGUUUCUUUCCAUUUGAACGAUACCUGAAAUACUUUAAAGUCUACACUCAGAACAACUGCCAAUUGGAGUGCUUGACUAAUUACACAUUGCAUCAGUGUAAUUGUGUUAAAUUUUACAUGCCUCGUUCUGCAAAUACCCAAAUUUGUGGCGCUGGGCAGAAAAACUGCACUAUCAAUGCUCUUGAUAGCUUAAACAUCCAGCAAAUAACAGAGGCAAUGCAUGAACUUGAUUUUGAAGGAAAAUGCAAUUGCCUUCCUUCCUGUACUUCAAUUCUAUACGACGCAGAGACUUCUCAGGCCCCCUUUGAUUAUAAAGCAGUUUUUGGAGCUUAUAAAGAAAAUGAAACUGAUCCUGAAAUUGUCGGGGUAAGACUAUCACGGGUGUCAAUAUAUUUUAAAGAAUCACAAUUCAUUACAAGUCGAAGGAGAGAACUGAUUGGAUAUGCAGAUUUUUUAAGCCAGUGUGGUGGACUUCUAGGUUUGUUCAGUGGUUUCAGCAUCAUGAGUUUGGUAGAGAUCAUCUACUAUGUAACCUUGCGUCUGUGGUAUAACAGAAACUCUCUUUAA